AUGGAUUCUCUCUCAUCAGUUCCUCCGUCGAUCGUUCUUCCUCCUGGAAAGUUUUCCCGCCACCACCACCAUCGGCGGCGAAUCUCCGCUCUCUCUUCUCACGCCAAGUCAAAAUCGCCGUUUCCUCAGUUCCAGAUACCUAGAAGUUGUAAUAGAAUGAGGUCUAUGGCUGUUUGUUGCAAAUUGAGUACCGGAGGAGACAAAGAAGAAGAGGAAAGUUCGAGAAGAGAUGAGGAAGUGGAGAGAGCGCUUCGUAUGGAUGGGACUAUUCCGGGGACUCCUAACGAGUUUGUAGAGCAGGUGUCGUCACGUGCCUAUGACAUGCGUAGACAUCUUCAACAGAGUUUCGAUAGCAGCAGCUAUGACGGUAAACCUCAUUUCUCUCGUCUAUUUCAGCUUCUCUUACUGUUUACAUUUCGUUUGACUUAUUUCUUACCCCCUUCGUCCCUAUUUGGCAGUAUGAAGUUUAAGAAAGAUUGA
Molecule: messenger RNA, 480 nt
Organism: Nicotiana tabacum (common tobacco)
Lineage: Eukaryota; Viridiplantae; Streptophyta; Magnoliopsida; Solanales; Solanaceae
Source: RefSeq, a predicted model, not a curated record